Morus notabilis is the source of this 1479-nucleotide messenger RNA. RefSeq names its product FBD-associated F-box protein At1g66310. Gene Ontology annotation, molecular function: protein binding. NCBI's taxonomy places the organism in Eukaryota, Viridiplantae, Streptophyta, Magnoliopsida, Rosales, Moraceae. The record is from RefSeq and is a predicted model, not a curated record. The transcript has a single exon. The coding region runs from base 1 to 1479 and encodes 492 amino acids.
AUGGAACAAUCCCCUUUAGACUUUGUCAAUUCAGAAGCACUAGUAUCAACCAGAAAAAAGAAGAGAAAGACCAAUAAGAAAAACGACGUGGAUGUUGAGAAUUAUAAUAUUGAUCGGCUCUCGGAUUUGCCUAAGCACAUCAUCCACCAUAUCAUGUCGUUUCUUCCUACGGUGGAUUCAACCCACAUAAGCACCUUGUCGAAGAGCUUUUCUUCUUUGUGGAGAUCCUUCCCGAUACUCGAUUUCGAUUUCUAUUUGAUGGAGUCCUUUUCGAGAUACGUUUUCACGACGAACACGUUCCUCGAUCUCGUAACCCGAGCUCUCGAACACAGAGCGUUGAAAUCUGAUCUCCAGCGGCUCAGUUUUAGGGCUUGUCUAAACCGUAUUCAUGAGGACGAUUCUAAGGCGACGCUCAGAAGGAUGGCAAACUUUGCGAUGCAGAACAAUGUAAAAGACUUGUUCUUGAAUUUCGUAAAUAGUCGGGUGCGCGGUUUGCCGAAAGAGGUUUUAUCUUGUAAAUCAAUCAAGCGAAUGUUGUUGGGCGGCUUACAAUUGAACAGCACAAACUUGGUACUAAGCUGUCCUUUGAUCGAGGAUUUUAGUAUCAUCAACUGCACUAGUGCGGGGGAAAUUACCAUCAAUGUUUGCAGCCCUAAACUCAAGACCGCGAAAUUCGAGAAUUGGAUAGGACUUGAGAGGAUUCGUAUUGACGGCGCUAAAAGUCUUGAUUCUUUUUCGUAUACAGGUGCCGCUGAGCAGAACUGCGAGAUUGUCAAUCUUGUUUCUUGUAAUUCUCUCAAAACUGUAAUAUUGAAAACCGCAUCCAUUACCGACGAGUGGUUAAAGAAUCAAGUAUCUCUAUUUGUUUCCCUCGAGAUUCUGAAACUGGCAAAUUGCAAAGAACUGAAGAAUGUGCGUAUUCUCAGCAACAGUCUCAAAAUCAUGGACUUGCAAUGUUGCGCUGCGCUUGAGAAUGUCGAUGUAGUUGCACCAAACCUUGAGGCUUUUCGAUCUGAAGCUAACACAUGGUGCAACAUCGACCUCACCGAGUGUAUACGCCUAAAAGAUCUGCAAUUAGUUAGUGUUAGAUCAGCAAACGUGUCGAAGGAAUGGUCGGAGGAAAAAAUUUGUACAAGCGGGUUUCAAUUCUUGGAGAAUCUCAAAUUAGAAAGGUGCGAAUUGUUGAAGGAGAUUACAUUUUAUGCCGAGCACUUGAAACAUAUGGAGUUGCUUCGUUGUGAAAAUUUGCAAGCUGUUGAGAUCGAUGCUCCAAAUCUAGUUUCGCUCGUUUACAGUGGACCUGUUUUGCUCUCAUCUCCAGUCAUCUCAUAUUUGCCAAAUUCCGAGAUUCACUUGGAUUAUCUUGUAAUUCCGAGAGAUAAUCGUUAUUACGAAAGCUUGAGGGAUUUGAUCAGCAACUUUGGUCAAUGCAAAUCGUUGACUCUGGCUUGCAACGACUAUGAGGUAAUUGAUUGUUGA